AUGGACAACGCGUUCGUCAGUGCUUCUCUGCUCAGUCGACUCAACAUGCUUCACACUCUGGUCAUCGCGUUCCUCCUCACCGCUGUGGUCGGCGACUACAAGUGUCCGCUAGGGUCUCAAGUCAUCACCAUCCGCGACGAAUAUGCCUCCGCCGCCAUGAUCGCAGGCGGAAUCAGCCAAGGCAGCUCAGGGUUCCCGAAAGUGUUUGUCAACCAGCCAAUCGAGGACCAGCCGGCCGUCCACUUCGGCAACGCGGCCGACGACCGCUGCAACGAUGAGCGCACGCGUCUGCUCGAGUUCCCCGUCAACGAGGACGGCAGCGUGUUCCAGAAGAACGGCGGGGGCGGCGCGCACGGGCGGCGGGCGAGCGUGGCGCGCGUCGUGUACCUCGAGGACGGGCGGUCGCUGUGCGGCGUCAUGACGCACCUGCCGCCGUUGACGCAGCCGAACACGUGCAUGUGCCAGCGGUAUCGCGGGUGCGAGUACUACGUUGCGCGCUCGUCUGGCUGA
Purpureocillium takamizusanense is the source of this 510-nucleotide messenger RNA. RefSeq lists its product as uncharacterized. The transcript has 3 exons. Gene Ontology annotation, molecular function: RNA binding; RNA nuclease activity. Bases 1 to 510 code for a protein of 169 amino acids. The record is from RefSeq and is a predicted model, not a curated record. NCBI's taxonomy places the organism in Eukaryota, Fungi, Ascomycota, Sordariomycetes, Hypocreales, Ophiocordycipitaceae.